This is a messenger RNA of Triticum dicoccoides, 5215 nucleotides long. RefSeq names its product pentatricopeptide repeat-containing protein At4g01570-like. Gene Ontology annotation, biological process: mitochondria-nucleus signaling pathway; chloroplast-nucleus signaling pathway. Lineage: Eukaryota; Viridiplantae; Streptophyta; Magnoliopsida; Poales; Poaceae. The transcript has 6 exons. Gene Ontology annotation, cellular component: chloroplast. The coding region runs from base 31 to 2334 and encodes 767 amino acids. Gene Ontology annotation, molecular function: protein binding. The record is from RefSeq and is a predicted model, not a curated record.
UGUAAAAAGAUUGCCCACGCGUGGGGCAGAAUGAUGCCGCCGGCGGCGCGCGUCCGGCGCCUGGCCACGGCGGCCGCGGCGCCGCUCUCCGACCUCACGGACGCGCUGCUCGCCACCCGCCUCGCCAACCACCUCCUCACCACGCCGCACAUCCCGCCCGCGCUCCUGCCCGCCGCGCCGCUGCCGCUCCCCGUCCGCCUCCACGUCCUCCGCCACCCGGCCCUCCCGCCCACCUCCAAGCUCUCCUUCUUCCUCGCCGCCACGCCGCCCGCCUCCCCGCACCUCGCCGCCACCUUCCCCGUCCUGCUCCGCGCGCUCGCCACGCACUCCCCUCCGCUCCUCGACGCGCUCCUCCCCUUCGCGCUCUCCUCCCCGUCCCCCGACGCCCUCCUCCCCGGCCUGCUCUCCGCGCUCCUCUCCGCCUCCCGCCUCGACGCCGCGCUCGCGCUCCUGCAGGACGCCCCUCCCGACCUCCUCCCGCGCCUCGCCGCCGCCGCCAUCCCUUCCCUCAUCGCCUCCCCUGACCCCCUCUCCGCCGUCCCCGCCAUCCGCAGGCUGCUUCCCAUCGCCUCCCACCCGCCUCACGUCCGAGCCACCAACCGCCUCCUCCUCGCCCUGUCCAAGGAGAACCUCUACGAUGACUUCUGCCAUGUGUUCGACGAAAUGUCAAGGAGGGGCCUUCCUUCCAACUUGAGGUUCUACAACAUUUGCAUCCACGCCUUCGGCAAGUGGAAGCGCCUGGAUAAGUCGCUGAAGCUCUUCGCGGCUACGAAAGCUGCCUCUCCUCCGCUGGUGCCAGAUAUAUGCACGUACAAUUCGGUCAUUCGUGUUCUUGUGAUUGGCGGGAGGGUGGCUGACGCUUUGCUGGUCUUUGAUGAAAUGAAGUUGGCCGGGAUCCACCCAGACGUGUUCACUUACCGCGCGGUUGUGGAUGGGUGCUGCAAGAGUUUCAGGAUGGAUGACGCACUGCGUAUGUUUCAGGAGAUGCGCGGGGGCACCGGGCUGAAGGGGGAUGUCGUGGUGUACAAUUCGCUUCUAAAUGGACUCUUCAAAGCAAAGAGGCUUGAUGAGGCAUGUGGUUUUUUCGAGACAAUGGUGGCGGAUGGGAUCCAAUGCUCAGCGAGCACACACAACACCGUGAUCGAUGGGCUGUUCAAGAAUGGGAGGGCAGAAGCCGCAUGUCGGCUGUUCUAUGAGCUAAGGAAGAAAGGUCAGCUAUUGGAUGGGAUUGCAUACAGUAUUAUGGUAAGGGAGUUCUGCAAGGAGGGCACAGGGGACCAAGUUGCAGAGGCAGUCAGUUUGGUCAAGGAGAUGGAAGACCGGGGCUUUGUUAUUGAUUUGGUUACCAUUACAUCAUUACUUCUAGGUUUUAACAAGAGUAGACGGUGGGAUUUGGAAGAGAAGAUAGUGAAGAUCAUAAGAGAUAGCUCUGUCUUGCCAGAUGCCAUUCGAUGGAAGUCCAACAUGAUGGAUGCCUUGACAGGACCACAGGAUAGAGCGAAAGAUGGAACAUCAAUCUUUCCAUUUGAUGGUAAUAUGAACGAUGUGAUGAGUUUGCUCAAUCCUGCAGUAUGCACUGAUACAAAUGAAGGAACCACACACAAUGAACCCAAGGAUGAUUGGUCUUUGUCCCCACACUUAGAUCAUCUUGCCAAACAUGCUGAUCAUUCAAAUAAUUCUGCUAUAUUUACAGUGCACAGAGGUCAGAGGGUGGAAGGCAUGGGGGGUAAAACUUUCGAUGCUGACAUGGUUAAUACAUAUAUGUCAAUCUUUUUAGCCAAAGGGAAGUUGAGUGUAGCCUGCAAGUUAUUUGAGAUCUUUACAAAUCUGGGAAGGAAAGGGACAAGUUAUACAUACAAUUCACUGAUGACCUCAUUUGUCAAGAAGGGGUAUUUGAAGCAGGUCUGGGCAGUUCUUCACGAGAGGGGUGGACAACUCUGCCCCAAUGACAUAGCAACAUACAACCUGAUAAUUCAGGGUCUUGGCCAGAUGGGGAAAACAGAGGUUGCUAGCUCAAUCAUGGAACAAUUGUCAAAGAAAGGUGUUUACAUGGAUAUUGUUAUGUACAACACUUUGAUCAAUCAAUUGGGAAAGGUCGGGAAGGUUGAAGAAGCAAACUGUUUGCUUGAGCAGAUUACCACAAGGGGCAUGAAACCAGAUCUUGUUACUUUUAAUACCUUGAUCGAUAUUAAUGCGAAAGCUGGUAGGUUGAAGGAAGCCGACAAGUAUUUGAGGAGGAUGAUUGCAGAAGGCAUUGCUCCAAAUCACGUGACGGAAACAAUAAUGAUUUUCCUUGAUAAGGAGAUUCAAAAGAAAAAACAGCAAUCUAAAUGAACUACCGAAAAAGCAUGAAUAAUAUCAGUGCAACGAAGGCUUUUUCAAGAUACUAUAUUGGCGAAAAGGAACAGUUGUUGUAACAAACUCUACGGAGAGGUAGCUCUGUUGUGAAUCGAAAAUGCCAUGAGAUGUACAAGAUUACAAUGACACAAAUGAGCCAUGCAUCUUCCAGACAUUUGAGCACAUGAAACUGAAAAGGAGAUGCUACAACAGUCACCGCAUUCAGGAAAACAUAACAAAUCAAAACAUUGUAAAUGUGGGAACUGUUGUCUUCUGCUUGUAGCUUCGGAUUCCGUCAUGGUUUAUCGAAGCAGAGAGAUCACUGAUUUACGUGACCUCAGACUACCUGAGCACCGAGCAGUCUCUCCCCUGCAAAGAGGUGAAACGGAAAACAACUUCAGCCAGUUUUAAAAUCUUAUCGUUAAAGCACAGAGAUAAAAGAAUGCAUCUAGGGAAGUAUGUAGACUGCUUCAUGGUUUACAUGGCUCGGCAUGAAACUCGAGAUUCAGUAUGAAACUAUCAUGGUCCUGCAUUUUCUGAAGUGGUGAUCAAUCCAAACAAUGAGGAAUUUUUAGCAGUCAGCGAGCGGAAGGACUACACUUUAAGUCGUUAAGGAAUUCUGUUGUCCACUCAGAAAUUCUCUUUGAGUGGUAGCACUCAGUUUGUUCUCUGAACCCUGUAGUGCCAAAAGAGACUUGACAGUGUGAAGGUGGAGGUCAAAAGAUGGACGGUUUUAGCUGUGAAUUAGCACAAGUGGAGAACUGAUCUGGAUGUAUUGUGGGUGCUCUCACAUGUUAAACAUGCCUAGCCAGAGUAACAGGAGUAGAAGCAAGGGAGUGUGCCAUGUGCGCUAUUGAAGUAUUGAGUGCUACGCAGAUAUGUUCCGUUUGGACUUCAUGUGCAGCAACAUUUCUGCUGCGUCCUUCAUCUCCUCUUUGAAUGUGUGGUUGCUAGACAGCUGUAGCUUGAUAUCUGUGAGAUGGAUGGCAUUAGUUUGCAAUUAAUUCCUAGCAGAUUGGCAGGUUAGCAGUUACAUGCUAUUUUCAAGUAGAGGGGGGUUGUGGUUUGUGGAGAAAAACGUGAAUCCGAGAACAGUGGGCAGCUGCUUUGCUGGGACUGGAAGCUGUCUGUUACUUCUAUGUAGCACUUCUCCAGGAUGCUGAAUUUCAGGCCGAUUCAGGCCCCGAGCCAAGUAACCAUGGAGGCCAUGAAGCACCUUUUGGUCCAGAUUGAGAAGAGAAUCUGAGUGCAGCUGCGUAACUUCGUCCGAUUUGCUGUGCACCACAUAUCUGAAGCAACAACUCUACGACUGUUUAGUUCAGUUCUCAAUAUUCUUUGAGUAAGAAAGAUGAUCUGCUUUCAGCAGGCACAGUGGGGUGGUGGCUUGCAGCUUUUAUGGAGGAAAACCGUCAAUCAAAAAACAGCUGGUGGCUGCUGCGCUGGGACUCACUUAUGUGGGACACUUAGUGAGGGAGACGCUUCUAGAGACCUUGCUAAGAAAGCUUGCUCUGCCACGUAGAUGAGAGUAAGAAACAAUGGGGUGGUUGCUUGCAGCAUUUAGGAGGAAAACCGCCAACCAGAAAACAGCUGGAGGCUGCUGUGCUGGGAUUCACUUAUCUGGGACACUUAGUGAGGGAAACACUUCUAGAAACCCUGCUAACAAAGUUUGCCCUGCCACAUAGAUGAGGUGAGUGAGCCAGCUACUCCGUGACCGUUUAAUUCAGCUUUUACCACUCUUCGGUAAGCAACAUGGUACUAUCAGUAAACAAGUGGCAUCAAUCCUGGUAGUAGAUGCUAAAUAUUCCCUCAUCCGUUCCUAAAUAUGAGUCUUUGCAGAGACUUCACUAUAGACUACAUACGGAGCAAAAUGAGUAAAUCUACGCUCUAAAAUGCAUCUAUAUACAUCCGUAUGUGGUCCAUAGUGGAAUCUCUACAAAGACUUAUACCGUUGUAUUUAGGAACGGAGGGAGUACGGUCCAAAUGCUAACAAACAUUUCGCUUGAAAUUCGAGCGUUUCCGUGAUGCAAAUCUGCUCUCUAAACUGUUUAAAAGCAUGAGGAUGUCUAUGUGGUGAACUUUUUGUCUAUCAUCGCCAGUUUUCACGCGUGGUUGGUGGCGAGGUCAAAAUAACCUGAGUAGGUGUGUCGUGUCCUCUUUGGAUGUACUCUAUUUUUUACCAUUGGCCUCUAUGUACAUUUUUUUUCCAUACUACCUGACAACACUGGUAGGCUCGUUGUAGCCAUCACUUUGGUUUUUCUUUAUUGCAGAUACAUAUUUUACUGUUGGUAUGGUCACGUACCGCAGCAACAAUCCAAAUCCGCCAUUGAUAAAACAACCUCCGUAGCCUCAGAUAAUGGUGGUGGGCGUGUCAAUCGUCAAACGUGCGUACGUACUCACAUGCACAUGAUCCGGCGUCAGCAAACUAUACAAGUACAAAAGUAUAGAGUACAGUUAGCCGUUCUCCGUUUAGGCGGCGGCAGCUGAAAACUGUGCCGCAUCGGAGUCCCGGGAGCCAGGAUGCAUGCUAUAGUUUUAUAGUACUCCCUCCGUUCCUAAAUAUAAGUCUUUUUAGAGAUUUCACUAUAGACUACAUACGAAGCAUAAUGAGUGAACCUACACUCUAAAAUAUGUCUAUAUACAUUCGUAUGUAGUUUGUAGUGGAAUCUCUAAAAAGACUUACAUUUAGGAACGGAGGGAGUACAAUCUAGCGAGCCUCUUGGCUUGUGUCUAGAUAUUGAUUUCUCUACACAGCAAUUUGUUUCUCGUAAUGAAUUAAUUAGGAGAGAUGUCAAAUCAUGUACUCGCUCCGAUUCAUAUUAAUUAUCUCUGAUUUAAUACAAAGUGGAUCGGAGGGGGUUACUAUUCCUUUUUUUUGAAA